CGAGGAGGAGGCGGAGGAGGGAGGGGGAAGGUUCUGGAGGGGAGCAGUGUUCGCCGCCAUCUUAGCGUCGCUGCCGCCGCUGCUGCUGCUUUUUGCGGCCGCAUCUGACGAGAACGCGCGAAAGACUUUCGACCCGGGACGAAAAGGCUGCCGGGGGUGUAACGGCGAAAAGGGCGGGGGAGGUGGUGUAUUUAAACAUCGGCAAUAUUAGUAAAGGCCUGUACCUAGGCUGUGAUCAAAUUCUUUACCUGCUAGAAGCCCUUCUCCACUAGCAGCUCCUGCAUCUCGGGGUGGUGGGGAGCCCACCUGUUUGGGCCAGCCAUGGAUCCGGCGUUCCCCAAUCCAUCCCAGGACCCGAGCCAAGAGGACGGCAUGGCCUCGGAUGAUUUCGAUAUUGUGAUAGAGGCCAUGCUUGAGGCCCCGUACAAGAAAGAGGAGGCCCAGCCAGGACCCUCAAAGCCACCAGCUGAUCCCCCCACAGCACAGCCACCUCAAGAGGAGCAAAGCAAGGAAGUCAAGAGAGACAGUGGCCCCAGCAGCAGUGGGGAAAGCAGCAGCAAAAAGAAGAGAAGCAGGAGUCGAAGCAAGAGCCGUGAUCACAGACACAGCCGCAGUCGGGACCGAGACCGCCACCGUAGGCGCAGCCGCAGCCGGGAUCGCCGCAGCCGUCACCGGAGCAGAAGCCGCCAUCGGAGCCGUAGCCGGGAUCGUAGGCGGGGCAGCAGAUCUCGCAGCAGAGAGCGCCGGCGGGACGAGAGAGUGCGCUACCGUAGCCCCCCACCCCCUGGGCGGCGGUUCGGGCAUAGCAAGAGUCCUUUGUACAGAGAGAAAAGCCCCCUCCGGGAGCCCUUGGGCAGCCUGAGCCCAGAGGAGCGUGAUGCCCGCACUGUGUUCUGCAUGCAGCUGGCCGCCCGCAUCCGCCCCCGUGACCUUGAGGACUUCUUCUCUGCUGUCGGCAAGGUGCGUGACGUGAGGAUUAUCUCUGACCGGAACUCCCGCCGCUCCAAGGGCAUCGCCUAUGUGGAGUUCUGUGAGAUCCAGUCGGUGCCCUUGGCCAUUGGGCUGACGGGCCAGCGCCUCCUGGGUGUACCCAUUAUUGUCCAGGCGUCCCAGGCGGAAAAGAACCGGCUGGCAGCCAUGGCAAACAACCUUCAGAAAGGCAGCGGAGGGCCCAUGCGGCUCUACGUCGGCUCUCUCCACUGCAACAUCACCAAAGAGAUGCUGCGUGGGAUCUUUGAGCCCUUUGGCAAGAUUGACAGCAUUGUCCUGAUGCGGGACCAGGAUACCGGCCAGUCCAAGGGUUAUGGCUUCAUCACAUUUGCAGAGGCCGAGUGUGCCCGCCGUGCCCUGGAGCAGCUGAAUGGGUUUGAGCUGGCCGGCCGGCCCAUGCGGGUUGGGCAAGUCACUGAGCGGCUGGACGGUACCACCGAUAUCACCUUCCCUGAUGGGGCGGAUGAGCCUGACCGGGCCGCCCUUAAUCUUGGCACCACUGGCUCCCAGCUGCAGCUCAUGGCCAAACUGGCAGAAGCAGGUUCUGGGAUCCCCCUCUCAACUACAGCAGCGGCUCAGGCUGCCCUGCAGCUCAACGGAGCGAUCCCCCUGGGAGCACUGAACCCGGCUGCCCUGACAGCUCUCAGCCCAGCACUGAACCUGGCUUCACAAACAUUGGCCUCCCAGUGCUUCCAGCUUUCGGGCCUCUUCACUCCCCAGACAAUGUAACAUAAGGCAACCCAGUUUCCCCCUGCCCUCCCUCUCCCACGGAGCCAGGAGGGAAAAGAUCAUCUCCACACCAUCGUCACCUCACUGCCCCCAUUGGAUACGAGGCAGGGGGGCGGACUCUGAAGGAAAACCCCCUGGGGCCCCUUCUUCUGUGAACUGAUUUUACUCUUGAUUUCCCUCCCACCAGGUGCUGGGGGGGUCGGCGUUCUAUCCCCUGGUUUUGGAAUCAUAAUCGGAGGGGGUGCAUUCUCCCCUUUGUGGGAACCUCAGAGGAACUGGGGGACCCAUUUCCCCCAAACUGUGGGAUUGCAGCAUCUCUUAUUUUUUUUUGCCUCCCAGCAGAGCCCAACGGGGCUGCGGCAUUGGGAUGUCCAUUUUUUUGCCAUUCCUCUUCCCCAUCUUCCACUCUCCAAUGGCGUAUUGUGGGUAUUUGCUGGAUGGCUUUCAGAAGUGGCUCAUGACAGAUGGAGUGUGCGUGUCUGUACAUAGGGAGGAAAUAAGGAAGAGUCACAAACCAGCAUUUUGGUGGGAGGCCUGGUCCUGAGGGGUACCAUUCCCUCCCCCCCUUCCCCCCCCACCCAAGCAGUGUUCUGUUAUCCCCUUUCAAUCUGUAGAGGUCGCAUACAGUGUGGGGAUGUUGUCCCUUUCCUCCCCCCUCUCCUUUUUUUUCUUGGGUCUGUAUCCUCUUCUUGGUGUUCCUGUUUCCUGCUGCACCUGCCCUUGGAAUCCCUCAGACCACCUCUUUAUUUCCUCUUCCCCAGCCUUCAAAGGUGUAUCUUGGUUUUCUUUUUAUCUGUCUCAAUUUUUUUUUUUUUUUGCUUAUAAAUGAAUAAUAAAAGUCACCAACUGUA
Messenger RNA from Hemicordylus capensis (graceful crag lizard), 2570 nucleotides. It is a transcript of the gene RBM23, whose product is annotated as RNA binding motif protein 23. NCBI's taxonomy places the organism in Eukaryota, Metazoa, Chordata, Lepidosauria, Squamata, Cordylidae. Gene Ontology annotation, cellular component: nucleus. The transcript has 17 exons. Gene Ontology annotation, biological process: mRNA processing. Gene Ontology annotation, molecular function: RNA binding. The record is from RefSeq and is a predicted model, not a curated record. The coding region runs from base 322 to 1719 and encodes 465 amino acids.